Molecule: messenger RNA, 2610 nt
Organism: Aspergillus caelatus
Lineage: Eukaryota; Fungi; Ascomycota; Eurotiomycetes; Eurotiales; Aspergillaceae
Exons: 2
Coding region: 211-2478 (755 amino acids)
Source: RefSeq, a predicted model, not a curated record
CCUUGCUCUUCUGCGGCCGUUCUUUUAACGGUGUCACCGGUUUUCCCAUUGUGGCUACUCGAAACACAGUUGCCCACCGGAGAGAUCCCCAGCUCCGGUAAUUCCUUCCAGACCGCCACCAACUCCCAGGCAACUGUUGUUCCCGGUGCCUCUGUUGAUACCCCUACGUUGGCGUCGAUCUUUUCCGAGGUUGUGCCAGUAUGUCCGUCAAUGGAUAUACUUAGGCCUCCGGAGCGGGUACAGCAGAGACCUCGCACGCUGUUUGAUUCUAUCCCAAUUACGCCGUCUUCUAUCUACGACGAAUUUUACAGCGUGGGAGGUCCGUUGGUAUCGGUAGCGUUGGCGGAGGAGCCCGAAUUGAUCUUGGGUCUCUUGCCUACAUGGCUCCAGGCAAUACUCUCCCCGGUUUCUGAGGAGCUCGAACCAACUCGGAAUCUGCGGUCGAUUUGCGGACCAUGCUUUUCAAGUGGUGGGGUCCAAGAGGAUGCCACUGAGGAAUCGGAGGCCCUCUUGGUAUCCCCCUCACCUCCGUGGUCGUACCAGGAAAGCGUUGACCGGUCCAAUGAGGAACCCAGGCUGACCGACACAGUUAAUAGGAAAAGGGCCCACGAAGACAACAGCGAAGAAGAUCGGGCAGCCCCCAUGACACCUGCGGCAAACAAGCGCCGGAAUUUGGGGCCGCCAGGAAGUACCCCCUUUGCCAAUCGGCGUACCCCCCUUUCGCGCCGGAUUCAGACCAGGGCGGCCCCUUUCUCUGCAAGACUUGCUCGUCGAGAAGCCGAAAAACAUGGCCGGAUUGAAUCGACACUCUUCCGCCUUCCCGACUAUCUCCGUCAGCUAGAGGCCGACCGCCAGAAGGCAGAAAGAGCCCCUUCGAGUCCGAGUCCACAGCUUCCACAAACGACAUUUGACUUCACGAUGGAAACGAACUUGCCAACCAAUCAAAGCUCAGCAGACAAAUCUUCUGCACCUCAAGAACCAUCGACACCGGGGAGAAACACGCCAGAAACUCCUCAGCGUGGAUGGAAUCUACGUGGACUGCUCAGCUCUGUACCCCGUUCCUUCUCGCGGUUACUACCGUUUGCUCGGCCUUCUGAGAGCUUGGAAGAUCAGUCGACGAUCGAACCAUCAUCAGAACGUAUUACUCGCACAAGAUCUCUUAACCCUGAAUCAGCUGGUCCUCAGACCGAAGGACGAUCUCGGUGGCGUUUGAGUGAAAGGCCCUCGCAGCCUCCAAAGAAACGUGCCCGUAACUUGUCUUACUCACUUUUCCCGGCUCCUAUCGACAGAUCUCUUUACCUUGGUGACAUUCCUAAGUCUUCCACAGCGCCCCCAGAGGCGGCUGCCCCGGAUUCGCACCGCACUGAACAGGCGCAGGCGCAGAAACCUGAGUCUCAGCAGACUACAGCAUCAGAUGAACAAGCUAAACCACGUGAGACCUCUCAAGAGAUUAGUGAUGCGGAACAAAGGAAGCGCAAGCGGUCUCCAUCGCCUGAUGUGAUUCCCAACCCAGCCGGAUCUAGCUAUGGAUUGGACUUGGAUUAUUUCUGUUAUAGCUCUGAAAGUGAAGAUGAGGCAGCAGAAACUCCAUCUAAACAGAGCGAACGCAAGAAGGCCGAUGGUCUAGCGAAGUCUGUGGCCCGCAGUGCCCUCCGUGCCGAGCGACAGUCAUCCAAAAAGGUGCGUUUUGAUGCAAGCCCAGAAGACACUCCUUCUAAGCUUCGCUCGCGUGCUCGUGCUACUGAUCCCUAUCGCGGAACACACUUCGUUGGAAUGGGUAGUGAUUCACCAACACCACCUGCUCGCACUGAGCAGCCUUCUCAGCGGCAUCCGGGAUUCGUCCCCAAUACCCAAGGUACUUUCCAGCUCGACUAUGACACAGUCUCAGAUGACUCUGAGACUACUGCCCUGUCCUCGUCAACAAAUGUUAUCGCCCCUAGCCCCUCCCAAGCCGCACGGGAGGAAGAUGGGCGUGCUUCUACACAACCUGAAGGCCAUGAUGCUCAAUCUCCUGCAUCUCGCCAUACCUCUCGGGCUCAGCCAUCAACCCCGGGUAAAGUGGACGAGGAAGCCCUUGCGAGAGUGCGGUCCCAAGCAGAGAAAUACAAGCCGAAGACUCCUAGUGGUCUCCGUACUGCAAGCCGAUAUGCUAGUCCAUUGACUGCCACGCCCGAUACUGUUGCCUCCAAGCAGACAACUAAGAAAUCCGAUUUAACUCCACAGCCUGGUAAGGCUGACGAACCAGAAAGCUUCGGUGAUGAUGAAUUCGCCCGUGAUGCGGAAUGGCUUUAUCAGAAUUGUCCCUCUGGAGACCUCAGCCAACUCAAGUGGCCCGCCAGGCAAAGCUAUGAGGAGAGCCUUGGUGUCAGUUCUACCUCCAUGCAACUCCUUGCUACGAUUUGGGACGACGGCGAGAUCGAACCAGCGUACCUUGCUUUUCGCCAGAGUUUCGAAGAAUUCAAAAAGACUUUGAAAUGAAGUUGUGACUAUCAUUGAUUGGAACGAUAUCUGCUCUCCUUCCCCCUUUUACGUUGUUUAUGUUUAAGUGGUUUUUCUUCAACCUUUUUACUUGUCUGAUUCUCCACAUUCCUCGUUCGAGGUAUAUAGAUG